AUGCGAAAGUUGGAAUGGGACGACAUGGGAGUGAAGGUUGAUGGUUGGCAGCUACACCAUUUGCGCUUUGCUGAUGACAUCGUACUGAUAACACCUAGCAUCAGCCAAGCGGAACGAAUGCUGACCGAAUUCGACGAAACAUGUGGAUGCAUCGGUCUUCAGCUGAAUCUACAGAAUAUGAUGUUCAUGCGGAACGGAUGGGUCUCAGAUGCCCCAUUCACGCUCAACGGAACGAACAUAUCCGAAUGCACCAGCUACGUUUAUCUGGGGGGUCGGGAACUGAACAUGAUGAACGACCUGACCCCCGAGCUGGGCAGGAACACUCGGCUCCGUGCUCACCUCUUCAACACCACCGUACUUCCUGUUUUGACCUAUGCUUCGGAAACGUGA
Molecule: messenger RNA, 390 nt
Organism: Necator americanus (New World hookworm)
Lineage: Eukaryota; Metazoa; Nematoda; Chromadorea; Rhabditida; Ancylostomatidae
Exons: 1
Coding region: 1-390 (129 amino acids)
Source: RefSeq, a predicted model, not a curated record